Molecule: messenger RNA, 2236 nt
Organism: Mytilinidion resinicola
Lineage: Eukaryota; Fungi; Ascomycota; Dothideomycetes; Mytilinidiales; Mytilinidiaceae
Product: UEV-domain-containing protein
Exons: 5
Coding region: 139-1857 (572 amino acids)
Biological process (GO): endosome to lysosome transport; protein transport; protein modification process
Cellular component (GO): ESCRT I complex
Molecular function (GO): ubiquitin binding
Source: RefSeq, a predicted model, not a curated record
ACUACAUUCUCUGCGCAAGCCAACCCGACAAAGACAAGGCUUAAACUCGGCGACCUCAAAACAAGCACUAUUCUUUGUAGUUCCCUAUGGACUGUCGAACCUCACGCGCGACAGUCGUUCUUGAGCCUGGGUCGCAAUAUGGCUCCUGUGCCAGAAAAAAUCCUGAACUGGCUGUACAGUGUACUUCCUAGUGAAUAUCCAGAUGUGAACCGCACCUACUCCGACGUCGCCGAGACCCUCUCGCACUACCCUUCCCUGUCUCCAAAAACGGAGGUCUACACCUACGAAAAUGGUGCAUCCGCUCUGCUCUUACAACUUAGCGGGACACUUCCAGUGACCUUUCGAGGUGCCACAUACGCGUUCCCUAUACAACUAUGGGUGCCUCAUCGAUAUCCACAAGAGGCCCCCAUGGUAUACGUUGUGCCCUCCCAAGAUAUGCUUGUCAGGCCGGGCCAACACGUCAGUGGAGAUGGAAGGGUAUAUCACCCAUACCUAGCACAAUGGGGCAAAUACUGGGACAAAUCCACAAUUUUCGACUUCCUUGCUGUCUUGCGCGGCGUUUUCACCAAAGAACCGCCAGUCCGCUCGAAACAACAAGUACAAUUCAAUUCUUCCAACACGGCUCCAGCACCUCCACCAGUACCACCCACACCAGAGGAAUGGCGUAGGUCAAUGCAAGGUUCUCCUGCUCCGUCUCCAGCUCCUCUCCAACGACCUCAGCCACCACCCAAACCGCCGAAACCAUAUGAAUCCUCUCCAAACCGGCCACUCCAGCAGCCAGAGGCACAGUACGAUAGAGCAAGACCCCCUUCGACUGUAACAUACGCACCACAAAUACCCGAAAGACCAUAUGGACGACCAGAUAGCUGGCAACAGCCCUCAGGACAAUCUCAGGUAAUACCCCAACGGCAACCAAGCUAUGACACAAACCCGCCAACUCCAUUGGGACGCCCUUUGAGGCCACAUAUACAAUCACAGGGGUCACAGCAGCCUUUUCAGGCUGCUUCGUAUGAAUUAGGGAGCCCUGUUAGUCCCAUCACUCCGGAGGGACAGCCGAGGAACUCGCUGUCUCGAUACCAGCAACCUUUCCCCCCUCAACAGGUUCCUACGAGUCAUCCAUACCCUCCCCCAUCACAGCAUCGUGGGAACUUUCCCCAAGGCCAGUUCCAACAACCACCACUCAAUGUGUACCCUCCGUCUCAGCGACAACAGGCCAUGAUGCCUCCAACCUCACAAAUACCCCCAAAGCCGAAACAGCCCAUUCCGGACUUACUAGACUCACCCUUAGAUGUGACAUUGCCAUCUCAGAGCGGACAAUCAGCUCCGAUUCCAGCACCGCCCAUACCACCAAAUCCAGAGAAGGACGCUCUUCUCACAGCGCUCUCCUCCACGCUAGUCGCCCAGCUACGGCAGAACAUCACCGAUAACAUUAACGCUAUUGCUCCACUGCAGGCACAACAACAGGCGCUCCGGGAAGCACAUUCCCGCCUCCAGUCAGAACUCGAUCAGCUGCAGCAAUUGGACGCUGCUUUAGCAUCGAACGAGCACAUCCUCCGUGACGCCAUGGUGGAAGCGGACCGUGUCAUGGAAGAUGCCCGCACCCGCAAAGUGCCAGACGUCGAUGAGGUGCUGGUCGCGCCAUUCGUCGUAGGGGGGCAAUUGUAUAUCCUCUGCGCUGAGGAGCGAGCCUGUGCCGACGCCCUGUUCGUGCUAGGUCGAGCAUUGGAUAAAGGUCGCGUAGGCACUGACGUGUUCAUCAAGCAAACACGGAGUUUGGCUCGCGAGCAGUUUCUGAAGAAGGCCCUGAUCAAAAAGAUCUCCAAGGGUAUGGCAUUAGACGAGUACCAGAUGCGUUGAUGAAGUGACUUUUGAUCGGCAGCGGAAGUGGCUCCGGCUAGUCCAAGGGCCCUCUCUGCGGUUCUGCAGUCAGUCAGCCGCUCGCAUCGACUUGGCUCCCGAAUAACUACUCCGUAGAUGAACCAAUGAAUAUUGCUUCGCCAGCUACUGACCUCAUAUCGACCAUGCAGCCACCAUCCAGGGUGAAGGUGCUUUUGCAAUAUUGAUUGUGGAAAGAACCAGGAAGACUCUACAUGCAUAUGGUACCGAUUCUUCUCACAGCUAAUCAAGUACCAUACUACAAGGUACGACAUGAUAUUAUUGAUCUCUCGGGUCGGAACAACUCCGAAGGGCAUGGCGCAAAGCGUGUUCCGCCAAUGUAGCAAUAGUAGGUUAGCCC